AUGUUUUGCAAGAAGUAAAAAUGAAGAAAAAGCAAUCGACAGUACGUGUAAGGAAGGAAACGAUAAUAAGGUGGCAGGUUCAGACUGUGGGUUGCUGGGCUGACUCGCCCUGACAACGGCAGUAAUCCGAGAGCUCUGGACGGUUGCCAUCAGAGCUCAAGCGUGUUGCAGCUCCCCCACACUGCCAUAUAAGGUCAACAGGAAUCCUCUGCAGCAGCGCUGUGGUUGAGUAUCUGGGUGAAAAUAACACGGAUGGGGGGUGGGGCGCCUCGUGCUUUCGCGCUUACUCUCUCUGGUUCCAGACAAAGACCGGUGGAUCACCAUGAUCGAGUGGUUUCAGUGCUACGGCCCAGAGAAUACAAACAACAAAGAUACGAUUUUACCUUUUGUUCGGUAAAGGAGUUGAAAAUUGAGGAGGGGUAGUCUUUAUUCGUGUGCGUAAAAAGGAAUCUCCAGGUGCGCAACUGCAUGGCACCUUUUACGCACUUUUUUGUGCGUGUGUACAAGUGCGCAUGAGGGGACACAAAAUCGCAGACGGUGUGUUAGAGGUCUGUUUUUUAUAUCCACUUCUAGCUCAAGCUACCAGCUGUGCACAUUCCUCCAUUUGCAGGUCACGAGGCUAUAAACCGAUCCUCUCAAACCUUUGCUAUUCGACCUCCACCCAGUGGGGACAAAAUUGUUAAGAUUGCGUUUGUAACAAAGGUGAAAAUUUGACAUUAGUGAGGAGUUUGCUCAAAUCCCUCAAUGAGGUUAUUUAUAGGCCUUCGUUUAAAAAAAAAAUCCUCCCGGGUGGGUUGAGCUAUGCAGCUUUGCGCGCUGCUGACAGACUGGAAUAUUCCACACAUGAGGACUGGCCUUUCUUCUACAGGACAGCUGUCUCUCAGCACGGCGAAACACACUUCUGAUCAUUGUUCUUUGUUUAUAAUUUAAUGAAAAGGGUCUGUACACGGAUAUUUUGUAUACCUAAUGGACAAUUUAAUAUCCUUUGUUAUUCCAAUGUUAGGCUGACAGUUUCAUCUUGUAAGUCAAUAAGCACUAUUUUUUUCUUAGAUUACUAUUAUAGGUAUUUUUUUUUUCAUAGCCUGGGCUACACCAUACCGCAUUGUAAAAUCAUAUGGGACAGAUGAAAACGUUUCUGUAGAGUCAGAAUAACCAGGUAAAUAGCUAUAUGCACCUUAUCUCUUUCUCUGUAUGAUCAGUCUUUUAUUCAGACGGAUUGCUCACUAAAUCAAAUCAGGUAUCCUCUUCGCUUGGUUCCUUUUCAUAUUAUUUAUGGUGCAUUCGCUUAGUCAAUUUUUUUUUUUCAGGCAGACUGGCGGAUGUGAGCCUUUGCUGUAUUAAAAACAUUGGCUUUUCUUCUUCCUACCUCUUAAAUAUUUGCAUGUAUACUAUAAUACUUGUGUAAUAAUUGACAGUAAAGUUUGUGAAUUAGUUUAUUUUGUUUGGCAAUAUCAUCUGUCUUCUGUUUGAGAUAUUUAAAUAAAUAGAUUAUACACCUUUUUUGUUCUAUUGUGGAGAUUGAAGCAGAUUGUUGCACUUUUGGGAGAACUGAUACUGCAGUUUUUCACUGUAAGCUAUUUUAGAUAUUUAAAGCAGUAGCCAGUCAUCACUUAUAGUAUUAGAAAAAUACUAUAUUAAACUACACAAUGAUCAUAAUUCAUUCUGCAAGGUAACAUAACUGUGGGAGCCUCUUACAAGUUUGUUUUUUGGGUGAAAUUUUGAUUGAAUUACUACAUCAAGUGUGUCUAUGUUUUAGGCAACAUACAGUACUUGAAAUAUUCCUUUUCUUAAAAUGAGCAAAAGAUAGUGACAGCUUAUUGUCUUAAAGGGACAGACAGCUUGCUCAGAUUUUCUGCACUCUUACCCACCAUUUAACUGUAUCAUCCACCAAUGAGCAUUGAAAUACAGUGCUUAAAUGUGACUUUUUAGUUUACCUCAUUCUGACAGAAAAUGUUUCCUAGCAGAGGCUGAGUUUAGCAUAAUCUCCAAAAACUGACUCUCUGUGAUCUGUUCCAGCUGGAACCUACCUACUUGUAGAUAUUAACAGUCAUCAACAUGGUUGAAACUGAUUGAAAAUGGUUGAAGUUGAUUUUUAAUUGCAUAUGAUGUCUAUAAAAAUCCCAGGUUUACAGGUCAUUCAUUAUGCUGUUGUAACUCUAAUGUAAGAUAACUGAAUUUAUAAGACUGCAUGUCCAGUUGCUUUUUAUCAGAUUCACUAAGCCUAAUUGGUAGCAUUCACUCCUGAUUAGAGGAAAGACAUUGAAGGGGACACUUCAUUUAAUCCCUUAUUUGUCUUGUUCUAUAGCAGCUUGGUUUCUUCGGGCUCCCAUCUGAAAAACAUCAUGGACAACGUGUUCCAACUAUAGUAGUAUAGUACAGUCUCCAAAACAACAACUUUAUUUUGCUCUUUUAAUGAGUUUGUUGCUGUAUAAGACAUCUGUACAUCCCACCCUGGGAAGAAAGAGAAUAGUUUGUCCUGACGCCCAGUCUGUGAUGUCACUGUCAUGUUCAGCCAUACAGACAAAACAGAGAAGUGUGACUGACAUCUUCCUUGUAACUAACCCUGAGGAUUCAAAGUGAUCACAUGAAUAGGAACCACUUUAAUUUUAAUUAAUGUUGUAUCUAGGUUCAAAACAUCCGUGAUCAGAUACUGUUUUCAGUGGAAAAAUACCCGAACCCAAGCUAUACUCCUCUUCUUUGCUAUGAUAUACUGAUAUGUAAUGAUUUACCUUUAAAGGAGUAUUUCAUAGAGACUCGAUCACCCACACAUAACAAUAUAAAGAGUAAUCAAUACAAAACAAAAUGCAUAUACAGUAAGUAUUGUGUAUGUAAAGGAGAUGAGAGAAGUGAGGAUGCUGGUUUAUUACAGAUCAUACUAGAGGAAUAAGAGAGACUGGCUUCCUAUCACUAUAAAUUGUAUUUGUCAUUGUUUCUGAGAAAACAAAUCCACAAAAGUAAGACACUUUAAUGAUAGUACAAGGUUAGAUGCACACUGAAUGUUCAUUUAGCUGAUUCACUGUCAUCACAGCACCUCCAGAUCACACAUUAACUUUAACUGACUUGAAAGAUAAAAAUUUAUGUUUUGUUGUAAUGAUUACUGUCUGAGCUAAACAAAACUUUCCGGCUUAUCAAUAGCAUUAGAGGUAAACAUUGUUAGUGUUAUCUGACACACACUGUGGAUAGAGGUAGUGCUUCAGUUUGAGUACCCACCCAGAAAAUGAAAAGGCAGGCACAUGUAGAAGAGGAAGUAGGAGCAACCAGACUUAACCGCUCCACAUAUGCAACUCGGCUGCUGCAUUAUUCAUACCCAGAGAUGCUACCAGUGCACAGGCUAACGGGCCACGUGAGAAGUAUGGGGGGUUAAUUGGAAGCUGUUUCAUUGUGACAGGAACAGGAAGUGGUGAGCAGAGUGAGAUACAAGGUAAAACAUGAGGCUUGUCUGUUUCUCUCUCGACACAGCCUGUAAAUCAUCUAAGCUUUUCCAAAUAUAGAUUUACUAGGCUUUGCUAUGUAUACAACUUAAAUCUGGAGGGAGUAUCUUCAGCCCUGUCCUGCCUGGCACCUGUUUGAAUUUGGAGGCGAAAUGACACAAAACGGUGCUGCGACUGGUAGUGGUACUGUAAAAAAGGGAGACGAACUUAAGAUUGUGAUUGUUGGAGAUGGAGGCUGUGGGAAAACAUCUCUUUUGAUGGUUUAUGCUAAAGGUGAUUUUCCAGAGAAAUAUGCACCAUCAGUAUUUGAAAAGUAUGUCAACACCAUCUCUCUCGGGGGAAAAGAGAUCAAGCUCAACCUGUAUGACACAGCCGGGCAGGAUGACUAUGACAGACUACGGCCACUUUCAUACCAAGAAGCCAACCUGAUUCUAGUUUGCUUUGACGUGACCCACCCGGCCAGCUUUGACAAUGUUAUGAUAAAGUGGCACCCAGAGGUAAAGCACUUUUGUCGGGACACACCCGUCAUCCUGAUUGGCUGCAAGACUGACCUCAGGAAGGAUAAGGAGUGUGCAAGGAAGCUGAAGGCCAUGAAUCUGGCUCCUAUCACUUACACACAGGGUGAGGAGGCUCGGCAGCAGAUGAAUGCAGAGCUCUACCUCGAGUGUUCGGCAAAGUAUCAGGAGAAUGUGGAAGACAUUUUCAGAGAGGCCACCAAAACAGCUUUGGCUUUCAUUAGAAAACAAAAGAACUAUAAGAGGAAGAAGAAAUGUGUUGUUUUGUGAUAUCAAAAGGACACAGGCUUGAGGACAUGGUUUUUUUCAUAUUGUGAGCAGCUGCACAUGCAGAUACCCAACAUUUCUGGUGGGCUUAAACAGAUGUGAAAACAGCUGGAGAUUGGGGGCCCACUGAAUCAGCACUGCCCUUUACUGUCAAAAGAAACUGACUAAUGAUGCAACAGGAAAAACUAUUUUGCAAGAAGUUGCAGCAUGGAACUUUUUUCUAAAGACUUUAAAGGACUUCUGUUAGUGAAUUGUUACUUUUGUAUAAAAUGUAAUUUAGUAUUUUUUUUUAAUAUCUUGUACUGUUUACAAAUUGUCCAUCCAUCCAUCCA
This is a messenger RNA of Monopterus albus (swamp eel), 4545 nucleotides long. It is a transcript of the gene rhof, whose product is annotated as ras homolog family member F. Lineage: Eukaryota; Metazoa; Chordata; Actinopteri; Synbranchiformes; Synbranchidae. The transcript is spliced from 5 exons. Bases 3584 to 4216 code for a protein of 210 amino acids. Gene Ontology annotation, molecular function: GTP binding; GTPase activity. The record is from RefSeq and is a predicted model, not a curated record. Gene Ontology annotation, biological process: small GTPase-mediated signal transduction.